AACCUAGCUUCAACCUCAUAUCUCUGAAAAACACCUAAGAGAGCAAGAGAUCGAGAGAAACUUAUGUCGAACCAAGAUUCUGUUCAGUUGGAUGUCCAAGAAAACCAUGUGGUGAUUGGAAAUGGUAUAGUUGAAGUGACUAUAUCAAAACCAGAUGGUUUUGUCACUGGAGUCUCUUACCAAGGCGUCGACAAUCUACUAGAAAUUCGAAACGAAGAUUACAAUCGAGGGUAUUGGGACCUUGUUUGGAGCGAAGAAGGAGCACCUGGAACCACAGGGAAAUCUGAACGGAUCAAAGGCACAAGUUUUGAAGUAGUAGUGGAAAAUGAGGAACUGGUGGAGAUUUCCUUCUCAAGGAAAUGGGAUUCUUCUCUCAAAGACAGUAUUGCUCCCAUUAAUGUCGACAAGAGGUUUAUAAUGCGUAAAAAUGUAACUGGAUUCUACUCAUAUGCAAUAUUUGAGCAUCUAGCGGAAUGGCCGGCUUUUAACUUGCCUCAGACAAGGAUUGUCUACAAGCUUCGUAAAGACAAGUUUCAAUAUAUGGCGAUUGCUGAUAACAGGCAGAGGAAAAUGCCACUCCCAGAAGAUAGGUUGGGUAAAAGAGGAAGACCCUUGGCUUUUCCUGAAGCUGUUCUUCUUGUUCAUCCUGUUGAAGAAGAGUUUAAAGGAGAGGUUGAUGACAAGUACCAGUAUUCAUGCGAAAACAAAGAUCUGAAAGUGCAUGGAUGGAUCUCACAUAACCUGAAAUUGGGUUGCUGGCAAAUCAUUCCUAGUAAUGAGUUCAGAUCAGGUGGCUUGUCCAAACAGAACCUUACCUCCCAUGUUGGUCCCAUCAGUCUCGCUAUGUUUUUGAGUGCUCACUAUGCGGGUGAGGACAUGGUGAUGAAGGUGAAAGCAGGGGAGUCAUGGAAGAAAGUGUUUGGUCCUGUUUUUACUUACCUUAAUUGUUUGCCUGACAAAACCUCUGAUCCUCUUUCUCUAUGGGAAGACGCGAAAAACCAGAUGUUAACUGAAGUUCAAAGCUGGCCUUACGAUUUCCCGGCUUCAGAAGACUUUGCAGUGUCCGAUAAGCGCGGUUGCAUUAGUGGUAGAUUACUAGUAUACGACAAAUACCUUAGUGAUGAACUUUUACCGGCAAAUGGUGCUUUUGUAGGUUUGGCUCCACCAGGAGAGGUUGGAUCCUGGCAGUUAGAAUCUAAGGGAUAUCAAUUCUGGACAGAAGCAGAUGUAGAUGGUUAUUUCACGAUAAAUAAUGUCCGAGAAGGCGAAUAUAAUCUCAAUGCUUACGUGACAGGAUGUAUUGGAGAUUAUCAAUACGAACAGUCAAUUAACAUUACUGCAGGCUGCAGCAUUGACGUUGGCAAUAUCGUUUAUGAACCGCCUCGGGAUGGGCCAACAGUGUGGGAAAUAGGGGUACCUGACCGAUCUGCAGCUGAGUUCUUUGUUCCAGACCCAAAUCCCAAAUACAUCAACAAACUAUAUAUUGGUCAUCCUGAUAGGUUUAGGCAAUACGGGCUAUGGGAAAGAUACACAGAACUAUAUCCUAAGGAAGAUUUGGUGUUCACCAUUGGCGUCAGUGACUACAAAAAAGAUUGGUUCUUUGCACAUGUUACCAGGAAACUUGAAGAUGACACAUAUCAAAAAACGACAUGGCAAAUCAAAUUUAAGCUAGAGAAGGUACAGAACAACAACAGCACAUACAAGAUCCGGAUCGCGUUAGCAACAGCAAAUGUAGCAGAGUUACAGGUGAGGGUGAAUGAGGAAUUCAGUGAUAAGAGUACUCCGAUGUUCACAACGGGUGUUAUCGGACACGACAACGCCAUUGCAAGACAUGGGAUACGUGGAAUCUAUAGGCUUUAUAACGUGGAUGUACCAAGUGAGAAGCUUAUCGAAGGAGACAACACUUUGUUCUUAACUCAAGCCAUGACUACCGGUAGUGGAGCCUUCACUGGUCUCAAUGGUCUCAUGUACGACUAUAUCCGCCUUGAAGCACCUCCAUUAGAUUCAAACUCUCACCUAUAAUUUGUUGGUUUAAGACAGUAUUAUUAAAUACGUACGCCCUUGUCUUAUGGGUUUACUAUUACUAAACUCCAUUACUAAUAAAAAAAGUAUUAUUAAA
Molecule: messenger RNA, 2119 nt
Organism: Capsella rubella
Lineage: Eukaryota; Viridiplantae; Streptophyta; Magnoliopsida; Brassicales; Brassicaceae
Product: rhamnogalacturonate lyase
Exons: 13
Coding region: 64-2022 (652 amino acids)
Molecular function (GO): carbohydrate binding
Source: RefSeq, a predicted model, not a curated record